Micropterus dolomieu (smallmouth bass) is the source of this 5177-nucleotide messenger RNA. RefSeq names its product kelch-like family member 24a (gene klhl24a). Lineage: Eukaryota; Metazoa; Chordata; Actinopteri; Centrarchiformes; Centrarchidae. The transcript has 8 exons. The coding region runs from base 287 to 2089 and encodes 600 amino acids. The record is from RefSeq and is a predicted model, not a curated record. Gene Ontology annotation, molecular function: protein binding.
AUGGGUUUUGUGUUUACUGUUAGCUAGUUAGAGCGUUAUGUUUUGAUCGUCCCCUUAAAAUCAAAAUGUCCCGGCUAAAUAACAGCCUGCUUUCUUUACCAUAACUAUACGAGGGUAGAUUUGUUAAAAUUGUUGUAAAGACUUGUUCAGGAUACAGAUUUAUUUUUCUCCAUACGUUUUUUUUUUUUUGUUUAUCUACUUUGGAGUGAAGAGGAAGCUUCAUCUGGAAACUUCUGCAUAAGGUCAUCUUAAAGUUUAGAGAAGGUCUUCAUUGAAGGUGGCAGCCAUGGUUUUGAUUCUGGGCAGAAGGAUGAACAGGGAGGACUCUGGGAUCAGAGACUCACCAGCUGUCAAACGCAAGGUGUUUGAGGUUGACUCCAAAACUUUAGCCAGCCAGGAGGUCUUGGACUUCUCUUCUGGCUCGUCCCACUCAGAGGGCAUCCUGCAGGUAUUCAAUGAGUUUCGCGACUGCCGCCUGUUCACUGAUGUUGUCAUCAGCGUGCAGGGCCGUGAGUUUCCCUGCCAUCGCGCUGUGCUCUCUGCCUGCUCCUCUUACUUCAGAGCCAUGUUCUGCAACGAUCACCGUGAGAGCCGCGAGAUGCUGGUCGAGAUCAAUGGCAUCCUGGCUGAGGCAAUGGAUUCCUUCCUCACCUAUGUGUACACCGGCCGCGCCAAGAUCACCACCGAGAACGUCCAGUUCCUCUUUGAGACUUCUAGCCUCUUCCAGAUCGCCACACUGCGGGACGCCUGUGCCAAGUUCCUGGAGGACCAGCUGGACCCCUGCAACUGUCUGGGCAUCCAGCGCUUCGCAGAAGCCCAUGCCCUAAAGCAGCUAGCCAGCCGCUGCCGCAGUUACGCCCUGGCCAACUUCUCUGAGGUGGCUCAGCACGAGGAGUUCCUCGACCUACGCAAGGAAGAGCUGGAAGAGUACACUGGCAGCGAUGAGCUGUGCAUCGGUAAGGAGGAGGUGGUAUUUGAGGCGGUGAUGCGAUGGGUGUACAGCAAUGUGGAGCACAGAAAGCCCAUGCUGAAGGCUCUGCUGCACCAUGUGCGCCUGCCCCUUCUGCACCCCAACUACUUUGUCCAGACAGUGGAGGGAGACCAGCUCAUCCAGAAUGCUCCCGAGUGCUACCAGCUUCUCCACGAGGCCAGACGCUACCACGUGCUUGGAAAUGAAAUGAUGUCACCCAGAACUCGUCCUCGCAGGUCCACCGGCUUCUCUGAGGUGAUUGUGGUGGUGGGAGGUUGUGAGAGAGUUGGGGGCUUCAACCUGCCCUACACUGAAUGCUAUGAUCCAGUCACAGGAGAGUGGAAAUCACUGGCCAAACUACCUGAAUUCACAAAGUCAGAGUAUGCUGUCUGCGCCCUCCGCAAUGACAUUCUGGUGUCAGGUGGUCGUAUCAACAGCAGGGAUGUGUGGAUGUAUAACUCCCAGCUCAACCUGUGGAUUAGAGUGGCUUCUCUUAACAAAGGCCGCUGGAGACACAAGAUGGGCGUCCUACUGGGCAAGGUCUAUGCCGUAGGUGGUUAUGAUGGGCAGAGCCGCCUGAGCAGUGUGGAGUGUUACGACUCCUUCUCUAACCGCUGGACAGAGGUGGCUCCCAUGAAAGAGGCUGUCAGCUCUCCGGCCGUUGCCAGCUGUGCUGGCAAGCUCUUUGUCAUAGGAGGAGGGCCUGACGAUGAAACAUGUUCAGACAAGGUUCAGUGCUAUGAUCCAGAGACAGACUCUUGGUUACUACGAGCCAACAUCCCCAUCGCCAAGCGUUGUAUCACAGCAGUGUCCCUCAACAAUCUGAUCUAUGUGUGUGGUGGUCUCACCAAGUCCAUAUUCUGCUACGACCCUGCAGAGGACUACUGGAUACAUGUGGUUCAUACCUUUAACAAACAGGAGAGCUGCGGCAUGUCGGUGUGCAAUGGCAAGAUUUUCAUCCUUGGUGGCAGAGGGGAAAAUGGCGAAGCAUCAGACACCAUCCUGUGUUACGACCCGUCAACGGGCAUCAUCACAGGAGUGGCGGCCAUGCCGCGGCCAAUCUCCUACCACGGCUGCGUAACCAUCCACCGCUACAAUGACAAGUACCACAGGCCCUGACCAUAAACAAACGCACGCACUCUCACACUCUAAAGAACUUAAACUCUUUGAAACUUAAGCUCUUCAAGUUCACCCCAUGUACAGAACACAAACGCACACUUCUCUGGAACAGGCACAUUAAGUAGUUUAGUCCACAGUACCGUUGAGCUAAUUUAUUUACUUACAGCAUCAUGUAGCACUGCUCAAUGUUGUGCUCUGAAUCUUUUGCUACUCUGUACCAUAGUUACACCCCCCCCCCCCCCCCCCCCCCCCCCCCCCCCAAAGAAAUGCUCAGUGGUUGAAAAUGCUGAGCUUCGGUGGAGUCAGAUCAUCAUGGCAGAUGUGCCUUGCAUUAGUAGUAACUGCACAAGGUUGGGAAGUACUGGCUCAUAGAUGACAAAAUCAUAGAAAACUGACAAUGAUGGUCAUCAAUCAGACUGCCGAUAUUUGGGGAAAGUGGUUAAUUGCUUGUUGAAUUACCAAUACUUAAAUACAUUAAAAUGAAAGUAAAAAAAUGUAAUUGGAAAUUCAUCAUUCAUUCAUUCAUAACAUAUUAAACUCAAAGUUUACUUUCUUAGCUUUUCACUGAGCUUUCAACCAUAUCCCAUCACGUACUUAAGUAGAGAGCGUGUGUCUUGUGCCAUUUGCUGAAGGAGGCCAUGGUAUACGGCUGAAAACUCAAUGAAAAGCCAAGUAAGUGUUAGUUCAGAAUAUUUUAGCACACAAACUGUACUAAUUGUGCACAUUUUCAAGGAAAGUUAAACUCUGACGUUUCUGAAUGACGUUCAUACUAAUUAGAUACUAAAAAGGGAAAUCAUUAUUGAGUUUUCAUAAUUUUAUAAUGAUACUGAUAACAAGCAGGUAAUCACUUUGAUGAUUUGUGUGAACUUACCAACACUGUGUUUUGUGACUAUGCCAGGAAUGAUCUGCUAGCAGAAGAAAAAUAAUAUGAAUUUAUUUUUUUCAGGCCAGAUCAGAUAUCCUACCUUGUACUCUCUGCACUCGUACUUUCCUCCACUGUUUAAACUAUUUUCCUUGAUACUACAAAUGACCUGAUAAAAAUGUGGUAAACAGUCAGCCAGCUGCUCUCCCACAGUAUCAGUGGUCAUAAAUACAAGUUACUUCACCCUUUGACCCAGAGCGGGGUUAAGGGAAGAGAUAAAGAUUGGAGGCUGUACCAAAAUAUUCACACAACAUAGCCACUAUUAACUCUGUGCUCUUUCCUUUUCCCUCACAUCCUUAUCGCCUCGUUCCACUUCUCGUGUGUGUUUUGCUUUAGCCUGCUCCACCUGUGCCAUCAAUUCACAUUUUCCGAUCUACAUUUAUAUGCCCCCUUUUUAUUUGGUCCAUUGUAAUUAUUAUCAUUACACUCAUUACUGACAUUUUAUUCAAAUUUUUUUUAAGUUAUACUUGUUUGUGUUUUUUUUAAAUAAUUGAAUGUUUAUUGUAUUAUAUGUAGCUUUAGUGUGUUUAUAUCAAUGCUAGUUCAUUGGUGUACUGGGCUCGUGGGUGGUUUUGUAGACAUGAGAAGCCUUUGUAGAUCAAACUCAAAGACUGCUCUGUGCAUGUUUGGUAUGUGUGUGACUUUUGCGACUCGGUGUGGAUGCAUUUGAGCCAAGGAGGUUUAUCAAAGAUGUCCAGUGUAAGCGUUUCACAACUGCUAACUUCUGUCAACAGAACUUUUUUACACUGAUGGUGGCACCUCUCACCUGUGCACUUACAUAUAAAGAUGUAACUCGGGGUUACCUUAGAUACCUCCAGUUGUGUAUGCGUGUAUGUGUGUUUGCUGGCCAGCUGAGGUGUAGGUGUAGAAGUGCUAUACCUCACACGGGGGGGUUAAUAGUCGUGAGUGACAAGGAUUUUGGAUGAUGUGGCUCAUGGUCAGUAAAAGUCACUUUUUACUACAAUAGGUGUUGAUAUACUAGACAUAUUGCUGUGAAUGUAACUUUAAUAUGUUUUUGUUUUCUUUUUUUUAAACUUGUAUUUAAAUGUAUCUCUUUCUAGGUUGCAUAUUGUGUUUUUCUGUAACUGAGAGCCCCAAUUGUGCACUUUGACAGAGUCCUGUUAAAUGACCGUGACUUCUUUGUUUUACUGUAUCAGUAAAUGUUCUUUGCUUUCAUGUGACGUAUAGAGAAAAGGGGUCAGCUCCUCCUGUUGGCCGCUACCUGCUAUGGCUCUGAUAUUCUAACAAAAACAACAAAAACUUGUUUUUGGGGAUCAGUGAGUUUGUAUGUUUGUUGCUGUCUAACAGUGACAUCAGAAUACAUACAGCAUAAGACCAGAGAUUGUGCUUCCGUCUGUCACUCACAAUGACAAAAACAGGUGGGGGUAUUUUGCAACAGUGUCCGGUCUUCAGCAGUUGUAUAGGCUGAAAGGAAAACAUCCUUAGGCCCAUCACACUCUUUCACAGAAUAAAAUACUUGUAACUCAGGAGGCCAACAAGAGGAGGCUGAGGGGCAAGAAAGUGGUAAAGCAAAAGAGUGAGAGUUCGAUCAACAGUGAGAGAGAGAGAGUGUGCGUGUUCAUCUGAGAUUUCACUGAUUAUUUACUCAAAACAUUGCCUUGUUAUGUUGAUUUAUUGAUUUUCAUUAUUAGUUAUGUAGAGGCUUUUAUACAUUGUUUACUUUGAUAAGAUUGUUGUUGUUUUUUUGCUUGAUUUUUGUGGUGAGUUGUGGGACUGUUUGUUGCUGAGAUAUUUUGACUCCCAAAUGCAAAUGACAUGAGCUGAGCAUUAAAAGGUGAUUAAUGGAGUUUAAUAUGACUGCACAUGUACGCCAAAAGGGGAUUUGAUGUCAUGAUAAAUGUGACUUUGUUGAAAAACAUCAAUUGGGUAAAUUGUGCUUGCAUGCAAGAAGGGGGCUCCAACCUGUUAAUUGCAGAAUGCUUCCCUAUGUGCCUUAAAUUAAAGAACAAUGAGUGGGUAAUUAAAUUGGACGAAUUUGAUAUAAACUUUUAUUAUUGUAUGUAUGAUGUGAUACUUUUAACACCGCUUUAUCCUCAGAUUUGUCUAACUGCGAGAAAGCUUUGGAUUUUUGUAAACUGCAAUAUGUUGAAAUGUAACGGUUGACUUGUGUAAGAGAAACAUCAAUAAAAUUUUUCUGUACCAACA